AUGUUCUCCAAGAUCCUCUCCGUCGCAACCGUGGCUCUCGCCACCACCUCGCUGGUCUCUGCCCAGACCUUCACCACCUGCGAUCCCACCAAGAAGACCUGCCCUGCCGACCCCGCUCUGGGCAAGUCGGUGGACAUUGACUUCACCAAGGGCAACGAUGACUCCUUCUUCCGCCAGCUUGAUGGUACCGACGUCAAGUUCGAGGAUGGCGGUGCUCUCUUCUCCAUCAGCAAGGAGUCCGAAGCUCCCACUAUGGCGUCCAAGAAGUACAUCUUCUUCGGCAAGGUCGACGUCGUCCUCAAGGCCGCUCCCGGCCAGGGUAUCGUCACCUCCAUCGUCCUCCAGUCCGACGACCUCGACGAGAUCGAUUGGGAGUGGGUUGGCGGCGACAACACCCAGGUCCAGACCAACUACUUCGGCAAGGGUGAUACCAGCACCUACGACCGUGGUGCCUUCCACACCGUCAGCAACCCCCUGAGCGACUACCACACCUACACCAUCGACUGGACCCAGGACUCGGUCAAGUGGAUCAUCGACGGCGCCCUCGUCCGCGAGCUCAAGUACGCCGACGCCAAGGGCGGUGCCAUGUUCCCCCAGACUCCCAUGGAGGUCAAGAUCGGUACCUGGGUCGCUGGCCGCAAGGACGCCCCCAAGGGCACCGUCGAAUGGGCUGGUGGCUACGCCGACUUCAGCAAGGGUCCCUCCAACGCCUACUACAAGAGCAUCUCCAUCACCGACUACCAGGGCAACAAGGGUGCCAAGGGCGCCAAGCAGUACGUCUACGGCGACCGCACCGGCAGCUGGGAGUCCAUUGUCAUCAAGACUGAUGGCGGUGACGACGACUCCUCUUCCUCUGUCAGCAAGACCGCCACCAAGACCACUCUGAGCACCGUCACCGCUACCGGAUCCAGCUCCGCCUCCGCCACCGCUUCCAGUGAUGCCUCUGCUACCGAGGAUGCUUCCGCCUCCGCCACUGGCGCUUCCGACUCUGGUUCUGCCGCCUCCGCCGCUGCCCCCUCGACCGUUGCCGCCAGCUCUGGCUUUGCGACCAAGGCCAACCUUGCUCUCGGCGCCAUUGGUCUGUUCUUCACCUUCAUGCUUUAA
Molecule: messenger RNA, 1104 nt
Organism: Colletotrichum graminicola M1.001
Lineage: Eukaryota; Fungi; Ascomycota; Sordariomycetes; Glomerellales; Glomerellaceae
Product: glycosyl hydrolase family 16
Exons: 2
Coding region: 1-1104 (367 amino acids)
Biological process (GO): carbohydrate metabolic process; fungal-type cell wall organization
Cellular component (GO): fungal-type cell wall
Molecular function (GO): glycosyltransferase activity; hydrolase activity, hydrolyzing O-glycosyl compounds
Source: RefSeq, a predicted model, not a curated record